AUGGAGGAGAAAGAGCGCCUCUUUCACGAGAAGCGGGGACGAGAAGAGGGCAAUGACUUGCUGGGACACAAUACCGAGUCGGGCACCGUGAGACGCGCUGGCAGUGCGACGACUCUGACGCCUGCACAAGAGGAGCAGAUCGACGAGCAGGCCACGUCCUCACCCAGAGUGCCACCCGCACGGCUCGCGACUGUCCCGUACUCAACUGACUACGAUAUGGCUGAACUGGACCUCGGACAUGCUGAGCAUGAGCAUGGGACGUACUCGUCCCUGCCGCCAUCACCACGCGGGACCAAGUUCGACUAUGAAUACUCGCACCGGCUUCAGUUGGAUCUGGACGUCGACGUCGUCCUCGCCCGCCUUGAUCCUGGAGGCUCUCCUCGCGUUAGUCGUCGACGGCUGUCGCUUGACAGCGCCAGCGUCAGUGCGCACGAUAGCGAGCGUGAGCUCGAGGAAGUCGAGCAGUUCUGGCCUGCCAGAAGCCGCCGACAAACACUCGACAGCAGUCAAGUGCUUCCACCUAUAUCGCCGACGUCCGAUACACACAGUGUUGAACCAGAACCACACGAGCCAGAGGUGCCGAAUGCCGAACGCGAUAGGAAGGGCCUCAGCAUCUGGGACCUGCUCAGAGACGAGGACGCCGCCGAACAAUGGGAGGGCUGGAUCGCCGACGGCAAGUGGGAGCGCAUCGCCAACUUCCUCGCCGUGCCGGUGGCCGUGGAGAAGGUGAUCACCUUCGGCUCCCUCCUCUGCUUGGACAGCUUCCUCUACAACUUCACCAUUCUUCCUAUACGAGCGACUUUCGCAUUCACGCGGAUUCUUUCGCGGAUUGUGCGGAGGCAACCCCUUACUCCUAUUCCCCCCGCCCACGUCCAGAGUGUGCUGCGCCUGCUACUCAUCGUCAUCCCUGCUGCCGCGCUACUGGUGAGCACCGACGCGAGCAAGAUGUACCACUCGGUCCGCGGCCAGGACACGAUCAAGCUCUACGUUAUCUUCAACGCCCUCGAGAUCGGAGACCGCUUGUGCUGCGCCUUCGGACAGGAUGUGCUCGACACGCUGUUCGCGCGAGACACCUUGGAUUCACUCACGUAUAUCGACCAGCGGAAGGGCAAAAGGCGCAAGAGGGAACGCGUCCGCCCCGCAUUCUUCUUCUUCCUGUCUCUGGGUUACGUCUUGAUUCACACAAUCAUCUUCUUCUACAUGCUCAUAGCCCUCAACGUCGCCAUAAACUCGUACGACUACACGCUCAUCUCCCUCCUCAUCAGCAACCAGUUUGUGGAGAUCAAGGGAUCCGUCUUCAAGAAGUUCGAGAAGGAGAACCUCUUCCAGAUCAUGUGUGCAGACAUCGUAGAACGCUUCCAGCUGGGCAUGAUGCUUCUUGUCAUCGCCAUGCGCAACAUGAUGGAGAUGGCUGGCUCCGACCUCGCCUUCCUUCCCAAGAGUUUCACCCGUGGCAGCAGUUUGCUCGAGCGCAUCUUAUCUCCUGUGCUCUUCGUCCUCGCCUCGGAGAUGGUCGUCGACUGGAUGAAGCACGCCUUCAUUGCCAAGUUCAACCACGUCCGCGCCUCCGUCUACGGCCGCUUCACUGACGUCCUCGCCAAGGACGUGCUUCUGGCUGGCACCAUCGGUAGUAGCUCUGACAAGCGGAAACGAAAGUCUCCCCUUGUUGCUCGCCGCUUAGGGAUCGCCAACAUCCCCCUCGCGGUGCUCGUCAUCCGAAUCAGCGCCCAAAUCGUGGGCAUGCUGACGAGCACCUCGACGCAGGCAAUCAACGGGCAGAGCGUCAGCUCGGACUGGAUCUGGCUGUCGCUUAAAUGGGCACUUGCGAUUCUGAUCACGGCCAGCAUCUGGGGAUGCCUCGUCGCACUCAAGAUUCUCCUCGGCCUGGGUCUGCUCAGCUACUCAGCCCUGCGUCAGGCGGGCAUGGACGAGCGCGAGGCCCAGGACACCGUGAACGACUUCGGGCGCGGCCCUGUUGGCAUCAGCAAAGAGGAGAUUGAGUACAAUAAGCAGACGUCGCGAUACCUCUCCAAGCCGGACGACGACCUGCCUGACCACCCGUCAGCUCCUAUCCUGCGAUCAACCCCUCAGACCACAAAGCUCGCUGAGGCAGAGGGCGCCAAUGCAGAGGGCAGAGUAAAGGGGAAGAAGAAGGCAUGGCGCCUUGAGGAGGUCGAGCGCUGGACCAUGGUGAAGCGUAUAUGGUAG
Molecule: messenger RNA, 2208 nt
Organism: Cutaneotrichosporon cavernicola
Lineage: Eukaryota; Fungi; Basidiomycota; Tremellomycetes; Trichosporonales; Trichosporonaceae
Exons: 11
Coding region: 1-2208 (735 amino acids)
Cellular component (GO): endoplasmic reticulum membrane
Source: RefSeq, a predicted model, not a curated record